This is a messenger RNA of Apodemus sylvaticus (European woodmouse), 3983 nucleotides long. RefSeq names its product TNF receptor superfamily member 1B (gene Tnfrsf1b). The transcript is spliced from 10 exons. The record is from RefSeq and is a predicted model, not a curated record. Gene Ontology annotation, cellular component: membrane. Bases 88 to 1512 code for a protein of 474 amino acids. Gene Ontology annotation, molecular function: tumor necrosis factor binding; tumor necrosis factor receptor activity. Gene Ontology annotation, biological process: negative regulation of neuroinflammatory response; positive regulation of oligodendrocyte differentiation; regulation of T cell proliferation. NCBI's taxonomy places the organism in Eukaryota, Metazoa, Chordata, Mammalia, Rodentia, Muridae.
CCUGGGGGUUUCGCUUUCAGUCACCAGCUAGAGCGCAGCUGAGGCCCUAGAGCUCCAGGCACAAGGGCGGGAGCCAACGCCGCCCCUAUGGCGCCCGCCGCCCUCUGGGUCGCGCUGGUCAUCGAACUGCAGCUGUGGGCCACCGGGCACACAGUGCCCGCCCAGGUGGUCUUGACACCCUACAAGCCAGAACCUGGGAAUGAGUGCCGGAUCUCACAGGAAUACUAUGACAGGAAGGCUCAGAUGUGCUGUGCUAAGUGUCCACCUGGUCAGUAUGUGAAACACUUCUGCAACAAGACCUCAGACACCGUAUGCGACGACUGUGAGGCGAGCAUGUAUACCCAAGUCUGGAACCAGUUUCGCACAUGCCUGAGCUGCAGUUCGUCCUGUAGCGCGGACCAGGUGGAGACCCGCGCCUGCACUAAACAGCAGAACCGAGCGUGUGCUUGCAAAGCCGACAGGUACUGCGCCUUGGAAACGCAUCCUGGCAGCUGUCGAUUGUGCCUGAAACUGAGCAAGUGUGGCCCUGGCUUCGGAGUAGCCGGUUCAAGAACUUCAAAUGGAAACGUGGUAUGCGUUGCUUGUGCCCCAGGGACGUUCUCUGACACCACAUCAUCCACAGAUGCGUGCAGGCCCCACCGCCACUGUAGCAUCCUGGCUAUUCCUGGAAAUGCAAGCACAGAUGCAGUCUGUGCAUCCGAGUCUCCAACUCUAAGCACUGUACCCAGGAUACUCUACGUAUCUCAGGCAGAGCCCACAAGUUCGCAGCCCCUGGAUCCUAAGCCAGGGCCCAGCCAAGAUCCAAGCAUCCUUGUGUCCUUGGGUUCAACCCCCAUGAUUGAACAAAGCACCAAGAAUGGUAUCUCUCUUCCAAUUGGUCUGAUUGUUGGAGUGACAGCUCUGGGUCUGCUGAUGUUAGGACUGGUGAACUGCUUCAUCCUGGUGCAGAGGAAAAAGAAGCCCUCCUGCCUACAAAGAGAAGCCAAGGUGCCUCAUCUUCCUGAUGAGAAAUCCCAGGAUGCAAUAGGCCUUGAGCAGCAGCUCCUGUUGACCACAGCUCCCAGUUCCAGCAGCAGCUCCCUGGAGAGCUCAGCCAGCGCUGGGGACAGGAGGGCGCCCCCUGGAGGCUGUCCCCAAGCAAGAGCCACGGCUGCGGCCCAAGGGUCUCAGGAGGCCUGUGCAGGCUCCAGGAGUUCAGAUUCUUCCCACGGCAGCCACGGGACCCACGUCAAUGUCACCUGCAUCGUGAACGUCUGUAGCAGCCCUGACCACAGCUCGCAGUGCUCUUCCCAAGCCAGCACCACAGUGGGGGACCCAGAUGCCAACCCCUCAGGGUCCCCAAAGGAUGAGCAGGUCCCCUUCUCCCAGGAGGAGUGUCCUUCUCCAUCCCAGUGGGAGACCACAGAGACACUGCAGAGCCAUGAGAAGCCCUUGCCCCUUGGUGUGACCGACAUGGGCAUGAAACCCAGCCAACCUGGCUGGUUUGAUCAGAUUGCAGUCAAAGUGGCCUGACCACUGACAGGGGUAACACCCUGCAAAGGGACCCCCUAGAUCCUUGAACCCAUGGACCUUCGUGACUUUUUGCUGGAACCAUUUUCCUUAGAGGCCUCCAGAGCCCCAGUUUCAGGUCAAGUGGAGGCUGAGGCAGCUAGAGUGGUCAAAACCUGCCAUGGGAUUUUAUGGGGCAGUCCCAGGAAGUCCUUGCCCCUCUGUGACCCUCUGGAUCUCCUGGGCCCUGGCCCAAUUCUUACUUCUGAGAGACCCCAGUAUCUUUUCCUUCUAAGGAGCCAACAUCCUCUUCCUCUUCCAUAUGCUUGGAGGAAGGAUAGCACAGCUCUUCACUGAAUGCUGAUACUGCAGGGCAGUCCCAGCAGGCCGGAGGAACUGGUGCCCUGGUAGGACACAGAGGCCCUUCAGGUUAGUGCUAGACUCUUAGGAAGUACCCUCUCCAAAUCCACUGAAAUCCUUUUGAUGCAAGAAUCCGAGGCCCCAUCAGGCGGGAUUGCUCUGUUAUAGGAUGCUGGAGUUGGAGCUCAGUGGUCCAGUGUGCUUUUAGCAUUCCCUGGGUUUGAUCCUCAGCAACACAUGCUAAAAGUAAGCAGCCGGCAGAAGGCAGACAACACAGCCUGCCCCCUGUGUGGUUUGCAUCCACCUCUGACUUAUACUCCAGGGGGCAGACAGAGGACUGGAGCUCCUCCUCCUGGCCUUCUAAUGAGCCCUUCCAAGGCCACACCUUCCUUCAGGGAAUCUCAGGGACUGUGGAGUUCCCAGGCCCCUGCAGCCACCUGUGUCUUCCUACCUCAGCCUGGAGCACUCCCUCUAACUCCCCAACUGCUUGGUACUGUACUCGCCAAGACCCCCCCCCCCAAGUGCAUGUCCAAGUUAUGCACUGUGAGUUGGAACAGCUGAUGGCAUCGGUUGAAGGGCCCACCCGGAAACAGCUGAAGCCAGCUAUUUUGCCAAAAGAUUCAUGCCCACUUUCUAGUCAACCUGUGCCCCUAGCAUGCCUGGAAGGAAAGGGUUCAGGAGACUCCUCAAGAGGCAAGUUCAGUGUCAGGUGCUUGGAUGCCAUACUCAGAUUCCACUGGAUAUGGACUUGGUAGAGGAGCCGGAUUGUCACCAUGGAGACUUAAAAGAGUUCAGCACUCUGCAAUCAAGAUAUUAGACACUUGGCACUGAGAGGCGAAGGAACACGUCUGCCCCCUCGUGGCCAGACCUGGGAUGACCUCAGGCCUCCUAGGCAACAAAAGGAUGAAUUGGAAAGGGCUUUCUGGGUGUGGUCUCAGCUCCUGUGCUUGCCUGGAUCUCUACAGAGUGUGCCAAGGAGCAAUUGCACUGUAUGCUGGACAGAAUUCCUGCUUAUAAAUGCUUUUUGUUGUUGUCGUUUUGUACACUGAUCCUUGGCUGUGUCUGGGGACUGGUUUGGGAUUUUUCUGGGGUCCAGAGGGCCCACCUCUAAUGGGUGAGGGAGAGAUGGUUAGUUGGAUCCAGAGGGUCCAAGCUCUGGAGCCCGCCCUUCCCCCAUCCCACCUUUACAGCCACUUUUGCAGAGACCCUGGCUGUCUCCCACUUGGAGCCUGUGGAUGCUGAGGAAACAUCCAGCCAAGUAGACUCCCGGUGUGCCCCUAUCUCCUGCUCUGAGUCUGCCUCCUCAUUGUCUUGUGGGAAGGAGGGUUCUGUCAUCUCAGAAGCCCACAUACCGUGGGUCUGAACAGAGGCUGUACCAGCUUAGACUGGCUCAGGGCUCUGUGAGCAGAGGAGGGAUCAGGGAACAGUUUGAGUGCUGACCUAUGACACAUUCCUAAAGGAUGAGCAGUCUAGAAUUUCCCUCCUUCAAUUUGUGUGUGUGUGUGUGUGUGUGUGUGUGUGUGUGUGUGUGGUGUAUGCAUGCUUGCUUGUAUCUGUGUGCCUCUGUGUGUGUGGUGUAUAUGUGUAUGUGUAUGCAUGUUUGCAUAUAUGUGUGUACCUGUGUAUGGAGGCCAGAGAUUGGCUGUGGGUGUUUCCGAUCCCUCUCCAUCUAAUGUACUUGGUAGGGCUCUCAUCUGGACCCAGAGCUUGCAAAUUCGCCAGUCUAGCUUGCUUCAGGGAUCCCGUCUGCCUCUGGCAUGCUCGGAUUACAGGCAGCCUGCCACACCUGCCUGGCAUUUACAUGAAUACUAGAGAUCUGAAUUCUGAUCCUCACACUUGUGUACCCAGCAUUUUAUCCACUAAGACAUCUCUCCAAGGGCUCCCCCUUCCGAUUUAAUAAGUUACUUUUGGACUGGCAAGAUGACUCGGUGGGUAAGGCAGCUUACGACAACCCUGAUGACCUGAGUUGGAUCCCUAGGACCGUAAGGUAGAAGAGAACUGACUCCUGCAAGUUGUCCUCUGACCAUGACCCAUACAUGCUUCUUUCUGCACAUGUGCACAUCACAGUCUUGCACGCACACGUACAAUGAAUGUAAUACAUUUUUUAAAUAAAUUGAUUUUAUUUUUUAUCAUUA